AAUCCUUCGCGCCGAAAGCCCGACAUGGAGACAGAGUCCAACAAAGCCGAUAAGCUCGAGCGACAGCUUCAAGAGGACAACCACAAGACGUGGGGCUGGGUCAUCUACCGCUGCACCUAUUCAAGCGACAAGGACUGGAUGAGUUUCAUGUCGCGCCUCAACUUCCACAUCCAGGAGUCGUUGAAACUGCAUAAUGGACUUGACAUGUUGGAGAGCCUUGACCAUCACGUUUUGGAGGAUAGAGCUCUGUUCGAAGCUGCAAACCCCAUCACGGUGCGCGAGCAUUUUAGGGAAUGGGUGCAAGAUGCUCCACAACGCGAGCAAGGAGGUCCGGCAAUGCGAUCUCAGCGGUACAACUUUUGCGUCCACGUCGAUGAAGAGGCAUUGCAGUCCGUUAUC
This is a messenger RNA of Aureobasidium pullulans EXF-150, 399 nucleotides long. RefSeq lists its product as uncharacterized. The annotation marks the transcript as partial. Lineage: Eukaryota; Fungi; Ascomycota; Dothideomycetes; Dothideales; Saccotheciaceae. The transcript has a single exon. The record is from RefSeq and is a predicted model, not a curated record.